UUAGUGAUAUAGUGAUUAUUUUUAUACGACAUGUAUAAAGUAACAUAAUGCAUGAAAUAAACGAUAGUAGCCAUUUUCUUUUUACCUUGCUUUUAAUGUAGCCAUAAAAAUAUUGUAGAACUUUGAUAUUCGAGUCCACAGCAAGAUUAAUACAGAUUACGAGUCAAUGCACUCAAUGGUCUAGUUUGUAGUCCAUCAUGAUCUUUUCCUUUUUCGAGUUUAAUAUUGACUGUGACUUCUCCAUUUGUGAUUUGAAGCGAAUGUGAAAUUGGUAUUAAAUUGCAAGAAUAUUGUAAAAUUGCUGCUAGGAAAUGACAUUGAGCAACAUUUAUCGUGCUCAAACAAAACAAUUUGAUCUUAAUGAAGAUGGUAGUAGCUCAGAGGAUGAUGGAAUUACAUCAGAGUCAAUUGAUGCAUCACACCUGUCCAACCUUGAUGAACCACUAAUACCAACAAGAAAAAAUCAUAAAAUUUAUCAUGUUCGUGGUAAAGUGAGAAGAAACUCAAAAAAUUUUACAUGGAUUUUAUGCUUUGCAUUGACUUUGGUUUGUGUUGUUGCAUUAUUGCUAAUAUUCAUUGAUUGGGUAUUAGAUAAAACUGACAGCACUAUAAAUAAUGCUACCAAUCAUAGAACUCAAAUUUCUUAUCAUAAUGUGUCUGUCCUACAGUUGAAUAUCAAACCUUGCUCAAAUUUUUCAUCAAAUGAAGUAUGGCAUCAAACGAUACCAAAGCUUAUGACAGAAACUGCAAUACGAAUGAAUGAUGUGAAUAAUGAUGGAGUUGUAGAUGUAUUGGUGGGAUUUCUGACUGUUUUAGAUGGUUACUUUGUUGGUGGAAUACCUCGAAAAGCAUGUGACAUGUAUUUCAAUGGAACAUUUCCAUGUUUUGGGGGGAUAUUGGCUCUAGAUGGUCGAACUGGGCAUGAAUUGUGGCGCCAUUACACCUUACACGAAGUAUUUGCAAUCAAUUGUAAUGCAGAUAUAGAUAUUGAUGGUAUUCAUGAUUGUUUGAUUGCUGGUAGAGCGGGUGUUUUUGAGGCUGUAAGUGCUAAACAUGGUUCUUUAUUGUGGAGGUUUGAAAAGGAUCAACCGGGAUAUAAAGGGAUUAUGGGGAUAUACACUCCUCAGUUUAUACGUGAUCUUGAUGGUGAUAGUGUCCCUGAUAUCCUUGUGUCUCAUGGCGGAGACCCUCUCAGUGAACCAAACAGCGAGAAGCGAUUAGUGGGAAGAAUCAUUUUAUUUUCUGGUAAAAAUGGUCAAGUAUUGCGAUGGCAAAAUGUUCCAGAUAAACGUGAAACAUAUUUCUCUCCUGUCGUUUACUCAACGAGAAAUGGGACGGAGGUAGCGUUGUUUGGGACUGGAGGCGAAACGCAUCCGGGAUCUCUUUGGGCUGUUGACAUAAUGCGUCUUUAUAACGGAGAAAUCAAUACAGCUUACGCUGUUUACACGGAUAAUUUUAAAGGUGUCAUGGUUCCUCCUGUGCUGGUUGAUAUUAAUAAAGAUGGUACUGUUGAUAUAAUUAUAGCCAUGUUUAAUGCAACUGUUUUUGCUUUUGAUGGUGAAACAUUCAACAUAAUUUGGCAAUAUUCCUUCACAGGCAGCGAAACAUACUCUACUCCAGCUGCGGCUUACUUUAAUGAUGACGAUACACCCGAUAUUUUUGUUCGUUAUAAUCAUGGGAAAGGAUUUCCUGUUUAUUAUUAUUCAGAGAUUACAAUUUUGGACGGUGUGACUGGCAGACCAAUUUAUAAACCAUAUUUUAAAACUGUUAUGUCAAAUGGAUCACCUUUGUCUAUCAGUAUGACUGGUCGUGGUAACGAUGCUUUUGUUUAUUGGAUUGCCGACUGUGUUGAUCAUGAAGGACAAGGAGACUGGUUUGAUUUUGUCGAUGGAACUAAUGAACAUGAACAAAGUCGCGCUGACACUUGUAAAUUGCGUUAUGGAACGAAGAGUUUUAGUCGUUUGUCUGUUAUGAACCGUCAUAUUGGAUUUCCAGGUCACACUAUUUAUGACUCCUUGGUCAAUGAAUGGUUAGAACAUACUUCACAACGUAUUCAUCAAUCAAAAAAACAGCGUCGACACAUUGGGCCCCCAGAUCAUGGAGGGUUUCAAAGAUUGAUUCAAACAGGAAGUAUCGCGUCAUCUUUUUCUAACCAAUCGUCUUCUAGUGCAAAAAGUGUUGACGUCAUCGUUGCCACGUAUUGGAUGUACCCUUCUAAAGUUCGUGUAAUUACGCAAAUAGAAAAGGAAUGCAUUGAAAAAUACAGAAAUCUCAGCAAACACGGAAAGUUUGUGAAUCGUGUAAAUAUUUCGGCAAAUAUGCAACAGGGUCAUUAUGAUGAAGGUGAUGCUGCUACAAAUCUAUGUUUAGAACAACGCCAAAGUAAGGAAACUUUUCACACCAGUCAGGAAAAUUAUAAGCAUAAAUCUCAAAGGUUUGGAAAUUUGACAGUUUACCGUUUUCGACUGAAGUGUGAAUGCUCCAAGAUUGAGAACUCACAGAUUGAAUCUAUGAUUUUGUGGCACAAAACCAUUCACCAUUUAACAAAGGAAAAUGCCAAGAGCUAUUAUUAUACUCAUUUGUUGACAAACCUAUACUCAUGCCAUCAAUUAUAACAUCACAUUGACAAGAUUGCUCAAGAAAUUCAUCAUAUUUCAACAGUUUUUUUUGUGUCUUCUCAUUUAAAGCAAAUAAUUCUUUAAUGGCUUUCAAGAUAUUUUUCUUUAAAUUAUCUUUUUCAGAAAUGGACAAAGAUCCAAAAUGUAAACUUUUACCACAAUGAUUGCAUAAUCCAUGCUUAGAAAUCUCACAUUCUUUUAUAGCCCAUGUAUUUAUUGGAUCAUUUUGCAACCAUUGAGAAAUAGCUUUAAAUACAUCUUUAUCAAUUUGCUGACCACUGACAUUAUACCAUUCCAAUACAUCGGUAGCUUUACCAUAACCAGAUAACUCACAUCCUAUGCAUGACAAUAUUAAAGCACUAGCCAUUUUAGAUGGAAUUUUAAGACUAAUUGUUUGAUUGGACUUAAACGUUUGCUUGUUCAUUUCAUGAAACAGUUCAAAUGCUCUGUUGCAAUAACCAUUUUUUGCUAGACUUGUAAUGACUGAUAUAUAAGAUCUGGUGUGUCUUAAAAGACCAGAAGACUUCAAUUCAUGCAAUAAAUUUUCAGCAUUUA
Messenger RNA from Xenia sp. Carnegie-2017, 3173 nucleotides. RefSeq lists its product as uncharacterized. Lineage: Eukaryota; Metazoa; Cnidaria; Anthozoa; Malacalcyonacea; Xeniidae. The record is from RefSeq and is a predicted model, not a curated record. Gene Ontology annotation, molecular function: protein binding.